GCAAGCUGUUUUUUUAAGCUGUUUAUUUAGUUAAGUUAAACUUAUUAGCUCAACCUAGGUUAAAGUUAAUUGUACAAAGAAGAUAAAUACUAAUUGGUGUAUUCUAAAUGCGGCUCCUCAAGCCGGCUUGGGUGCAUCACGAUGACAAACAGAUAUUCUCGGUGGAUAUCCAUCAGGAUUGCACGAAAUUCGCCACCGGAGGUCAGGGAAGCGACUGCGGACGCGUGGUCAUCUGGAAUCUGUUGCCGGUGCUCUCCGACAAGGCGGAAUUCGAUGCGAAUGUCCCGAAGAUGUUGUGCCAAAUGGACCAGCACCUGGCCUGUGUCAACUGCGUCCGCUGGUCGCAGAAUGGCCAAAAUCUGGCCUCCGGCUCGGACGACAAGCUCAUUAUGAUCUGGCGCAAAUGCGCGGGAUCCAGCGGUGUUUUCGGUUCCGGCGGCAUGCAAAAGAAUCACGAAUCAUGGAAAUGCUUUCACACACUGCGCGGUCAUGACGGCGAUGUCCUGGACCUCGCCUGGUCACCCAACGAUAUCUACUUGGCCAGCUGCAGCAUCGACAACACGGUGAUCAUCUGGGAUGCCCAGGCAUUCCCGCACUCGGUGGCCACCUUAAAAGGACACACGGGCCUGGUGAAGGGCGUGUCCUGGGAUCCGGUGGGUCACUUUCUGGCCUCGCAAUCGGACGACCGGAGCAUCAAGAUCUGGAACACCAUGGACUGGAACCUGUCGCACACGAUCACCGAACCUUUUGAGGAAUGCGGCGGGACCACGCACAUUUUGAGGCUCUCCUGGUCACCGGAUGGCCAGUACCUGGUCUCGGCGCAUGCAAUGAACGGCGGCGGACCCACUGCACAGAUCAUCGAACGUGAGGGCUGGAAGUGCGACAAGGAUUUCGUGGGUCAUCGCAAGGCGGUGACCUGUGUAAGGUUCCACAAUUCUAUUUUAAGGCGCCAGGUGAACGAUGAGACUCCGAGUAAGUCCCUGCAAUACUGCUGCCUGGCUGUGGGCUCGCGAGAUCGUUCCUUGUCCGUUUGGAUGAACGCCUUGCAGCGGCCCAUGAUCGUCAUCCAUGAGCUGUUCAACGACAGCAUUCUGGAUUUGUCCUGGGGCCCACAGGAAUGCCUGCUGAUGGCCUGCAGCGGCGAUGGCAGCAUUGCCUGCCUGAAGUUCUCCGAGGAGGAACUCGGGACGGCCCUCUCCGAUGAUGAGCAGAAGAAUAUAAUACAGAAAAUGUACGGCGCAAGUUAUGGCAAUGGUCAUACUGCACUCAUGGGCCAACCGCACAGAUUGCUGCUACCUCAUGGGGGCAAACCCGUGAAAUUCCCAUCCAGCAACAACGAAGCCAACCAACGACCCAUUAGCAAACAGACGGAAACGAGGACCAAGGAUGGCAAGCGAAGGAUCACACCUAUGUUUAUACCACUGCAUGAGGAGGGACCCACAUCCCUGAGCUCGCAUAUAGUGUCCAGUAGUGGAUCGGCGGCGACAGCUUUAACAUCUUGCUCGGCGGCGGGCGGAGCGGUUUCAUGUGCCGUUCCAACGGAGGGCGCUGCCACGCCCCUGAUGCCGCUGGAACCUUUGGUUAGCAAGGCGGAUCUGGGUCGCUUGGAUUCCAGGCUUAAAACCCAACCCGCCAGCCAGCGCCGGCAAUCGCUGCCCUUCGAUCCUGGCCAGACCAGCGAACUGCCACGAUCUCCUCGACUGGAGGAGCACCAAAGUAGCACCAAUGGUCCCAGCAAUCUCAAUGUCACGGUCAAUGGAAAGAGUGAGUUUGUCAAGGCCGCAUUGGACUAUCGUGUGCAUGUCCAGAAUGGUUAUCUAAAGACAAAUCACGGGAUGCUAGCGAAAGUCACCGCCUCGGAUUCCAAGGAAAUGCUCUGGGAGUUUUACGUGGGAUCACCGGUGGUCAACCUAAAUCUGUGUGGAAAAUACGCCAUGCUGUGCUCCCUGGAUGGGAGCAUGCGACUAAUUUCCAUGGAGACGGGCUGCCCAGUCUUUCCGGCCAUCUCGCUGACCAGUUCCGCAGUGCAUUGCGCUUUUAGUCCGGACAACAGUUUGGUGGGUGUGCUGACCGAGUGCGGAUUGCUGCGGAUAUGGGACAUCGCCAGGAAGGUCAUCAGCCUGGCGGCGGGCUGCUUGGAGCUGCUAAAUAAGCAUGGAACGGCCGUACAGUUUUCGGUCACGGAUCAGGGCAUGCCGCUGAUUGGAUUCCCCAGUGGCAACUCGUACUCCUACUCGACGAGCCUACAAUCGUGGCUGGUGCUGGCCACCAAGGAUGCCAUCAUGUACCACGGCAUCCGGGGAACACUGCCCAGGGACAUGGACCAAAUGCAGCAAAAGUUUCCGCUUCUCAGCAUGCAGGCCAGCAGUCAGAAUUACUUCUGUUUCACUGGCGGCAUGGAGUUGAGAAAUUCGGAGAGCUGGCAGCAGAGCGCUAAAAUCAGGUUUAUUGAGAACCAGAUCAAGCUGUGCGAGGCCCUCCAAUCGCUGGAUGAACUGCAGCACUGGCACAAGAUGCUCACCUUCCAGCUGGCCACCCACGGCUCUGAAAAGAGGAUGCGUGUGUUCCUGGACGACCUGCUCAGCAUUCCGGAGCCGGGAAUAUCACAGUUCGUGCCAAAGUUGGAGUUAAUGCAGUGUGUACUGGACACACUGAAGCCACAUUCCGAAUGGCAGCGCCUGUACUCGGAGUACGUAGACCUGCUUAAGGAAGCCAAAUCUGAAAGGCAAAAGGAUAUCUUUGCCACACCCGCCCCUCCACUGCCGAAAACUGCCUCGUCAGCGGAAUCAUCUCCGGGGGCAGGGCUAACUGGAGAUGAGGCAGCCGGGGAAGAGGCCACUGAAAAAGGAGGGUCACCAACGGCUGUGACAACAGGCACUUCCACAACCACCACCACCAGCAGCUCCAUAUCUUCCUCGGGUUCAUCUUCCAACUCUGGGUCGUCCUCAUCUACCUCUUCCUCAUCGUCAUCGCUGUCUGCGCCUCCACCUGCUCCGAGUCUCUCGCCGGAGAUCUAAACCCCAGACUCGCCCACCGUCUGAAUAGACAAUAUGUUGUCGGCUUCUUCACUACCUCCGUGGAAUACGUUUCCCGUGCAAGAUUCGAAAGCUUCCGAAUCCAGUGGACCUGCCUCCACUUCGCUGGCCGGUUUCGCAGCGGGAGCAGCUCCAGUUUCCAGUUCCAAAGCAGCUGAAACAUUUCAGACAUGAGACGAAAGACUCCUAUCCCUAAAAACCUUCUUUAGUUUUGGUUUAUUUCCCUAAGCUAUAAGCGUUAAAAGUACCUAAUCAUAUUAGGAACCUUACAUUCUUCCUGCCCGAAAAAACAUCAGUUAUUGUGUAAAGCAUUAAAAUUGUAUAAAAAUUAAACUGAUCGAAAACAUUA
This is a messenger RNA of Drosophila rhopaloa, 3384 nucleotides long. It is a transcript of the gene Hira, whose product is annotated as protein HIRA homolog. The coding region runs from base 108 to 3017 and encodes 969 amino acids. Gene Ontology annotation, biological process: DNA-templated transcription; chromatin remodeling; regulation of DNA-templated transcription. Gene Ontology annotation, cellular component: HIR complex; nucleus. The transcript is spliced from 5 exons. NCBI's taxonomy places the organism in Eukaryota, Metazoa, Arthropoda, Insecta, Diptera, Drosophilidae. Gene Ontology annotation, molecular function: nucleosome binding; protein binding. The record is from RefSeq and is a predicted model, not a curated record.